Owenia fusiformis is the source of this 857-nucleotide messenger RNA. The record is from the annotation of a GenBank genome assembly. Lineage: Eukaryota; Metazoa; Annelida; Polychaeta; Sabellida; Oweniidae.
AUAAACACUUACCUUACAGCCUGCCUAACAGUGUACCAAGUAGCUUGUCUAACGUGUGGGAGGAGUAGUGUAGUCAGGAAAGAGAGAACUACACAUGAACAUUAGAUUUAUGAUUUCGAAUAUAAUGUUGGCCUUGACCUCGUCUUUCCCGGGGACAAAACAUUAGAUUUACGCAGUUAUUUUGUAUAGAACUUUAGAGAAAUUAUCACCCAAAUUUUGAAAGAACAAAUAAUAAUGAUUUUAAAGGAUAUAAAAAACAGCAAAUAUUAUCGUUUUUGUGAAAAGUGAGUACAAGUUAGUCAUAUUUAAAAUUGCGACAGUUGUAUCCUAUGUAAACUAUUUCGCGUGUGCUAUGAAAUUUGCCGCGAAAAACAAAGAUGGCAGACAUGGAAAAUCAACAAAAUGUACAACCUUUUGAAGAGGAGCCUACUGACCCAGAUGGUCCUGAACCAGAAACAGAAGAGGUUGAAAAGACGGAAAGAAUUGUAAGGUUUCCUAUUACUCGCAUCAAAACAAUUAUGAAGCAAGAUCCCGAUGUGAAUUUAGCCAGUCAAGAAGCAGUUGCCCUCAUAGCAAAAGCAACAGAAUUUUUCAUUGGUGCCAUGGCAAAAGAAUCCUAUUCUUUCACUCUUCAGGGGAAAAGGAAAACUGUACAGAAAAAAGAUAUAGAUAAUGCAAUAGAUGUUACAGAUGAAUUUGCAUUCUUAGAAGGUACUUUGGACUCAUAGCAUCAAUGACAAUACAAUACAAUACAAUAUAAUAAAAAGCUGAAGGCUCAUAAUGCCAAUGUAAAUAACAUGAGACAACAGUGUUGCUAUGGAGAUUAGAGACAGACAUCAAUACUCUGGUAUACGGAG